This is a messenger RNA of Carlito syrichta (Philippine tarsier), 255 nucleotides long. RefSeq names its product putative gametogenetin-binding protein 1. Lineage: Eukaryota; Metazoa; Chordata; Mammalia; Primates; Tarsiidae. Bases 1 to 255 code for a protein of 84 amino acids. The transcript has 3 exons. The record is from RefSeq and is a predicted model, not a curated record.
AUGGAGGAAGAGGACAGUUCAUUUAAGCUCUGUGUUCCAGGCAUUGUCAUCUUCCAGCCAACACUGCGUAAGACUUUCAGGGUCACAGGUACAGUGGGCUUUGUGAAGUCAGAGUUAAAGAAGCUUCUAGCCGUGCAGCAAGAGUCCCGCCUCUGGAAGAUAGGCAGCCAGGAGGGCUGUAAGCUGCUUACCCAGUUGGACGUCACCCUGGAGGAGCACCUGCUUCUUGAGGAGAUGGACGAGGUGGGAAACUGA